Molecule: messenger RNA, 2958 nt
Organism: Acaulospora colombiana
Lineage: Eukaryota; Fungi; Glomeromycota; Glomeromycetes; Diversisporales; Acaulosporaceae
Source: the annotation of a GenBank genome assembly
AUGACUGAUCUCGAAGUAGGUGAAUCGACUUACCAACUCAACAGAAAACCAUUUGAAGUCAUUUUGCUAUGGAUCCUGGCAGCCGUCGCGUACAUCUAUGUUUAUUACUUGGUAUUUGAUCAGAUACCUUUCCAGCAUAGCGAGCACCAACAUUAUGACUCUUUACCCUCAACCGUGCAACAUAGACCAGUUUCCACUGCGCAUAGCUUGGAUACGCACCAUGGUUCUUCGCCCUCCACCACGCAUAACUUGGAAACGCACCACGACCCUCUACCUUCCACCGCGCAUAACUUGGAAACGCAUAAUGAUCCUCUACCAUCCACCACACAUAAGCCAGAGAUUCAUCAUGAUUCUUCACGACCGCCAUCACGUAAUAUGACAUCCCCUAACUUUCAAAAUCAUCCGUCGUCAGAUUUUCAUCAGAUUUACGUCGUGAACGCAUAUUACAUCAGGUUCUAUACACCUUCUUGUUUUUCUUCCUAUUAUCUCUCGGCUAACAUGAGUAUCGGUGUAGAACCCAGCGGUUCUAAAGUCAAUAAAAAUACUUCGAGAAUAAAUACGGGAUCGAAUCAAGAUAAUACACGGGUAAUCGAAAAGCUAUCGAUAUCCUCGGAGAAUAAGACCUUAUGUUACGAAAAAAUCCACUUGGAACAUCUUGAAUUUUACGAGGAAUUAUCGAAAAAAGGAAUAAUGAUAAAAAUCAGGCAUGAAUUUUGGGAUUUGAUCAACGUGGUGAGCAUUGAAUUCGAGGAGAAACAUUUGGAAAUUGUGAAGAGUAUCAAAGGUGUCAAGAGUGUUUUGAGAGUGUAUGACCAUAGAGUAAUUCCUAAAGGAAGCAAAAACCCAUUCGUGGAAUCCGGUGUCAUAAAUAAAGGUAACAUCAUAUUCUUCUGCCUUUUACUACAUCUGCAUCGAAAUUCUUACUAUUAUUCGGAAUCAGGGAAACGAGAAUGGCUUCCUGAUACAAAAAUUCAAUUUGCACCUGGAACUGAUGUAAAUUUUGUUCACAAUUUUACUGGCAUUGAAUUGGUGCGUCAUCGCUAUGGUUUAACCGGAAACGAGAUUAAAGUUGGAAUUGUGGAUAGUGGCGUAGACUACACGCAUCCGGCAUUGGGCGGCUGCUUUGGACCGGGAUGUCGAGUACGCUACGGCUACGACUUUGUAGACAAUGACCGCGAUCCUAUGGAUCCGUGUCUUGGCCAUGGAACUCAUGUGGCCGGCAUUGUGGGAGCCGACGAUCGCAGACCUGAGGGGACCGGAUUCGUUGGAGUUGCACCAGACGUGAUUUUCGGAGCUUACAGAGUAGUAAAAUGCGAUGGAUAUGGUUACAAUGAUGUCAUAUUGAAGGGGAUGGAAAAGGCCAAAGAUGAUGGGAUGGAUGUUAUUAACCUAUCGCUGUCGGAAGAAGGGUGGGCCGAAUCUCCAGUCUCGGAGAUGGCCGAUGUUCUUUCAAAAAUUGGGAUUGUCGUGGUAGUGGCAAAUGGAAAUUAUGGUUACAAGGGACUUUGGGAAUCUGGUGUACCAGCAAUAGGGCUUGAUGCCAUAUCUGUUUCGUCUGUGGAAAAUACGUACGUUGCGGUGCACAAAGCUGUGGUGACAUCUGAAUUACAAAAAUACAUUGUCGGAAUAUUCGCUCUGGAAAGUAACUCACUAGUUCCGCUAUAUCCGUUACUAAAACCCCAAAAAUUUCCAAUUCCCUACGCGACACUGAUUCCCGAGCAAUUUCGUCAGCUUGUCGCGUUGGCCGCGGAGUUACCUGAGCUGGAACUGGACUUUUCAGAUGUGCUGACAUACUUUAUUCCCAAUAAAUUCGGUAAAACUUCGUCACCAUUUACGUCCUGGGGAUUAACACCAGAGUUUGAUAUUAAGGAAAUUUCUGCUCCGGGAGGGAUGAUAUUUUCAUUGUAUCCUUUAAAAUUUGGUGGAUACUCCUUGUUAUCUGGAACCAGUAUGGCCUCACCAUAUGUUGCAGGUUCUGUCGCUUUAUUGUUGGAAAAAUAUGGUUAUCAAGGUCCGGAAACACCCCUUCGAAUCCGUCAAGAACUCAUGAAUUAUGCAAUUCCCACCAUCAGCGAUUAUACAAACACAAUCUCCCCGGUGCUUCAGCAAGGUUCCGGUCUCCUUAACGUCUAUAACUCCAUCUCCUCUCUAACAUCUGUCACUCCUAUAAAGCUGGCCCUGAACGAUACCCUAAACGGAAAUUUCAGUUGGCGCCCAUUGUGGAUUUACAAUGGUGGGAGUGUUACAAAAAAUUAUACGCUUUCAAGCUUUCCGGUGGCAUCUGUGGACGGAUAUGUUAAUAACACUCAUAGUGCAUCGUACCAACAGUUGACAUUCAGUAAUGAGGUGGUAGCGGAUGUUCAGUUUCGCGAAAAUUUUGUGAUGGUCGGGCCAGGAGAGAACAAAAGCAUUUUGAUAAAAAUUACUCCGCCGAAGGUUAGUAGAGAAAGUCGUUGGUUUUACAGUGGGUUUAUUCUGGUGACAUCGAGAGAUGAUGAUGUUAAUGUCACCAUUCCAUACGCUGGAUAUGCAUCGGUAGCCGAGGAACUCCCAAUAAUGCCUUUGCCAACUCUUCCACGACUAUUAUCAUCCACCAUGGGGGUGGUGCCCGAGAGAGCAUCUGCCAUCUUUAGCAUGUCUGAUGGCGAUACUCCAAUUGUUGAAUACGCAUUAAUAACACCUACCCGUUAUUUGCAAGUUCAUAUUCUCGAUUCAAAAAAAAAGGUAUUAUUCUUGUACGCCAAAGCUAAUUAUGUGGGCAAAUAUCCACCAAAAAAGUGUUAUCCAUUGUGGUUUGCAUGGGAUGGGUUAAAGAGCAUUGAAAAUGAUACCUUUGAGAAGGUUCCUGAUGGUAGUUAUUACAUAAGGUUGAGGGCAUUGAAGUUGUUAGCGGAUCCAAAAGAUAAUAAGAGUUGGGAAAUGUGGAUUUCUCCGAAUAUCAUUAUAAGACGUUAUUAA